Molecule: messenger RNA, 1509 nt
Organism: Scheffersomyces amazonensis
Lineage: Eukaryota; Fungi; Ascomycota; Pichiomycetes; Serinales; Debaryomycetaceae
Product: putative cysteine synthase
Exons: 1
Coding region: 275-1489 (404 amino acids)
Cellular component (GO): cytoplasm
Source: RefSeq, a predicted model, not a curated record
UACCCCACUAAACUAAAACCAAAACUUUUCAGAAAUGAUUUUUAACCCGGCCAACUCUUUCCUCCUAUCCUUGUUUCAUACUUGCUUAAAUAAUACUGAGUCCCUUUAACCGAUGCAGAAAAAUAAACAGGAUCCAUGCCGCACUACUUAGGUUCCCCACCUCAGAUAAUCUGAAAAAUCUGAUGAGAUUAACUAUGACAUAACGAAGAUGAUCAGAUCAGAUUAAAUUAAAUUAAAUUAAAUCAGAAUUAAAUUUAUAAUUAUAAUUAUAAUUAUGCCAAUUAAUUGGAAUUGGAAUUGGAAUUGGAAAUUAGUCUUACAAUCUUCUAUCUCUAUAGUAUCAGCAUUACUACUUAUUCAACAACUUCAUCAUGAAUUGAUCGUUGUACCGUCUCGAAGAAAUAAAAAGUCGAGUAAAGAUUUAACCCUUCUAUCACCUCGAACUCGAGGUAUAGAAUCUCAAAUUGGGAAUACUCCACUUAUUGAAAUUAAAUCAUUAUCAAAAAUUACUGGUUGUAAAAUAUAUGCAAAAUUAGAAUUAGCAAAUCCUGGUGGAAGUGCAAAAGAUCGAGUUGCUCUUGCAAUAAUUCGUCAUAAUGAACAAAUGGGUAAUUUAACACCUUAUCAUGGUGAUAUAAUAUUUGAAGGAACUUCUGGUUCUACUGGUAUUUCUUUUGCUAUACUUGCUAAUGCAUUAGGUUAUACUGCUCAUAUUUGUUUACCAGAUGAUACUUCUCCUGAAAAAUUAUCAUUACUUCGAGCUUUAGGUGCUGAAUUAGAACCAGUUAAACCUGCAUCAAUUGUUGAUCCUAAUCAAUAUACUAAUGCGGCAAGAAAGGGUUCUGAUCGUAUUAAUAAUGAUCCAGAAGAUCCAAGACAUGCUAUAUUUGCUGAUCAAUUUGAAAAUGAUUAUAAUUGGCGAAUUCAUUAUGAAACUACUGGUCCAGAAAUAUGGCAACAAAUGGAUGAAAAUGUAGAUGUAUUUAUUAAUGGAUCUGGCACAGGAGGUACUAUUGCUGGUGUAGGGAAAUAUUUACAUGAACAAAAUUCUCAAGUUAAAAUAAUUCUUGCUGAUCCUCAAGGAAGUGGAUUAGCUAAUAGAGUUAAUUAUGGAGUUAUGUAUGAUACUGUUGAAAAGGAAGGAACAAGAAGACGUCAUCAAGUUGAUACUUUGGUUGAAGGAAUAGGUUUAAAUAGAUUAACCUGGAACUUUAAACAAGCUGAACCUUAUCUUCAUGAAGCUAUACGAGUUAGUGAUGAUCAAGCAUUAAAGAUGGCUAAAUAUUUAUGUAUUAAUGAUGGAUUAUUUUGGGGUUCAUCAGCUGCAAUAAAUUGUGUAGCAGCUAUACAAACUGCCUUAAAAUAUGGACCUGGUCAAAGAAUCGUGGUUGUUGCUUGUGAUUCUGGCGCUAGACAUUUAUCUAAAUUUUGGAAACAAGCUAGUGAUAUUCCUAAUGAUAUUACUAUUAAUGAUAUUUUAGAAAAUUAGGUAUAAUAAUAUUACAUGGG